AUGGCUUCUGUUAAACUUGAAAAUGCAAAUCCUUCAAUUUUUAAAAAAGCACAAGAAAGAAAAUUAUCUUUCAACGAUUUAGAUGAUAAUGUUAAUGAAUCGUUUGAUGCUAGAGAGAUUUUUGACAUAUCCUUUUUAAAUAUAAAUGAUCCUGAGCAUCCACUCACCCUUGAAGAAUUGAAUGUUGUGGCUGAAGAUCUUAUUGAGGUCAAUGACGAAUCCAACAUUGUUAAUGUUUUCUAUAAACCUACGAUACCUCAUUGCAGCAUGGCAACACUCAUAGGGCUCUGUAUAAAAGUAAAGCUUAUUAGAUGUUUGCCUUCAAGAUUUAAGGUAAUCUCUGUUGCCAUAAUGCCCAGUUUUCAUGUUUCUGAAGCAGCUAUUAAUAAACAGCUGGCGGACAAAGAAAGAAUUGCUGCUGCUUUAGAAAAUGUGAAUCUUCUGAAAGUUGUCAAUCAGUGUUUAUCAAUAUAA
This is a messenger RNA of Helobdella robusta, 474 nucleotides long. RefSeq lists its product as hypothetical. Bases 1 to 474 code for a protein of 157 amino acids. The record is from RefSeq and is a predicted model, not a curated record. Gene Ontology annotation, biological process: iron-sulfur cluster assembly. The transcript is spliced from 5 exons. Gene Ontology annotation, cellular component: cytosolic [4Fe-4S] assembly targeting complex. Lineage: Eukaryota; Metazoa; Annelida; Clitellata; Rhynchobdellida; Glossiphoniidae.